This is a messenger RNA of Elgaria multicarinata webbii, 898 nucleotides long. RefSeq names its product LSM1 homolog, mRNA degradation associated (gene LSM1). The coding region runs from base 104 to 505 and encodes 133 amino acids. Gene Ontology annotation, cellular component: P-body; Lsm1-7-Pat1 complex. The transcript is spliced from 4 exons. The record is from RefSeq and is a predicted model, not a curated record. Gene Ontology annotation, biological process: deadenylation-dependent decapping of nuclear-transcribed mRNA. Gene Ontology annotation, molecular function: RNA cap binding. Lineage: Eukaryota; Metazoa; Chordata; Lepidosauria; Squamata; Anguidae.
ACCGGGCGGGGAGAGGCCGAGGGCUGGUUCCGCUCCUUCCAGGGCAGAUGCUGCGGGCGGCGGCAGUGGCGGCAGCGCUGCUUCCGCUGCGUCCGGGGGAAAGAUGAAUUAUAUGCCGGGGACGGCCAGCCUCAUCCAGGACAUCGACAAGAAACACUUGGUUCUUCUACGAGAUGGCAGGACACUAAUUGGAUAUUUGCGCAGCAUUGAUCAGUUUGCAAAUUUGGUGUUGCACCAGACAGUGGAGCGCAUUCAUGUAGGCAAGAAAUACGGCGACAUCCCUCGUGGCAUCUUUGUGGUGAGAGGUGAAAACGUCGUACUCCUGGGGGAAAUUGACCUGGAAAAAGAAAGCGACACUCCUUUGCAGCAAGUGUCUAUUGAGGAGAUCCUGGAAGUGCAACGGGUCGAGCAGCAAGCCAAGCAGGAGUCGGAGAAGCUAAAAGUGCAAGCGCUGAAGGAGCGGGGCCUCGCCAUCCCACGGGCCGAUACUCUCGACGAAUACUAGGCGUUCAGCCCCGAUGUUUGCGAGCUGCCUCCAAGCACUGGUCAAAUUGAAGAGGUCAUGUGUUUAGGGCCUCUUGUGAUGGACAGCUUCUUUAUUUGGGGGUGAUGCUCCCCCCCCCGACACACACACACACUAAGUGCAGAGCACAAUUUAAUCAUGAUGUAUUGUUUCCUCUUCACAAAAUCAUUGUUCCUGAAAACAAGAAACUGCCAGCCUUCUCACGUCGUCCAGCGUGAUGGAGCAGCUGUUAAGUGUGCUGGCUUGGGACAAAAUUUCUUUCGUGUUUUUUCUUCUUCUUUCUGUUACGUGGCUUUGGGAAUAGGAAGCUGUGGCAAUAACCUUCCUGCCCCAAUAUGUAAAUAAAAGCUGACUCCGAACAUGGGUGUUGCUGAA